Messenger RNA from Babjeviella inositovora NRRL Y-12698, 528 nucleotides. RefSeq lists its product as uncharacterized. The transcript has a single exon. The record is from RefSeq and is a predicted model, not a curated record. NCBI's taxonomy places the organism in Eukaryota, Fungi, Ascomycota, Pichiomycetes, Serinales. Bases 79 to 423 code for a protein of 114 amino acids.
CGCUGGAUUCCUAUCUCAAACUAUCAUCUAUUUUUCAACUGAACUUACCGCUCCACAUCUCCGGCAACCCUGCGUACCAUGCAGGAAUCGCGUGGCGUAUCUGCAGCUAUUUCCAACCAGAUAGCACCCUUAUUUGAGAAGCUUAUUCCCAAUCAUGUCAUUUCCAAAGGCCCCAUAUUUAGACCUUUCCGAUCGGGGUACGUCACUCUCUAUAUAUGGUUUAUCCGGGUACUAACCGCCUCAGAGACUGUUCGAAAGUUCCAGCGUAUCAACGCGGUAGAAAGACAACACGUGGAGGAAGCGUUGGAGAACCCCAGCGCAAAGUAUUCCCUCAAUUCUGCCCUUCAGGAUUUUCCAGAGAAGCGAAACAGAUACGGAGUGCGUAUAACCAAAGAUAGUUUGGUAAUGGUACUAACAGGUUAGAACGUGUUGCCGUGGGACCAUUCGCGGGUAAAGCUCGAUGUGGUGGAGGGAUACUCGGACUACAUUAAUGCAUCCCACGUGGAAUUACAGAUUGACUCGGCUCCA